This is a messenger RNA of Triticum aestivum (bread wheat), 600 nucleotides long. RefSeq lists its product as uncharacterized. Bases 36 to 353 code for a protein of 105 amino acids. The record is from RefSeq and is a predicted model, not a curated record. NCBI's taxonomy places the organism in Eukaryota, Viridiplantae, Streptophyta, Magnoliopsida, Poales, Poaceae. The transcript is spliced from 2 exons.
CGUCACCCGCCGCCGACACCCCCUCCCCUGGCCCGAUGCGCCUCCUGGCGCCGCCGGACCGCCAGCACCACCGGACGCCGCCGGAUACCCGGAAUCCCGCGCGCCGCCGCCGCCCACGAGUCCGCCCCCGGGACCAAUCACUCCACCACGCGCCGGCGCGUGGCCCGCCGGAUGUCCUAGACGCCGCUGCUACUCCUCCACUGCUCCGCCAACCUCGUCCUCAUCCCGUCGCCGUGUUCUUCGACGAGGUCGCCGCCCGGAGGUCCACGAGCGCAAAUCCACUCCCGAGCUCCCUGCCGGCAGCCCCACCCUCGACCUUCUUCCUGCAUAUGCGCGACCCAGAAAACAAGUAAUGGCUAUGCUCUCCCGUCGGUUACCCCUCCCGCCGACCGGCCAGGUCCACCCAUCUGAACUUCCUGCGACAAACACUCCAUUUCCUUCCCCGUAGCAGUGGAGACGAGCAGACAAAUGUUCUUCUCCUGCUCGCCCUGGGUAGUGUUUGAGUCUGAUGGCCGAAGUGGAGACGAGGAGAGGUGGUCAAUGGCGCCUGGAUUGCGAAGUGGUGAGGUGUUCUUGCAUGUUCGUUGCUUCCACUAAUGG